UCUAUCGUGAGGGGGACCUCCCUUCGUAGGGAUGCUACCCUUGCUAUGUUCUGUAAGUCAUAACAAAUCUAAAUUAUUCAUCGAGUUUUUUAUGCUGCGUUCAUCUGAUCCACUCCCAUCCAACAAGACACUAUGGAGAUGUUGACUUCCUCGCCCAACCAGUAGACCUAGGUCCUCUCUCCUCCACGUUUUGUGCCUGCCAUCAGUCCAGCCCACUCUGCGUCCCCUUGAGACAAGAGCCAUGUCGGGGGUGAAGGUGCAGCGGGGGGUUGUGGACACCCAGAGGCUGGCCGGGAUGCUGCAGAGGCGAGCCACUCAGACUUUGGUCAUCGAUAGCCGGACCUUCUCUGAGUACAACGCGUCGCAUGUGCUGAACUCCAUCAACGUGUGCUGCUCCAAACUGGUGAAGAGGAGGCUCCAACAGGACAAGGUGUCCGUCGCUGAGCUCCUGCAGCCCAAUGGAAAGAUAAAGGUGAACUUGUGCAGGAAACAGGAGGUGGUGGUUUAUGACCAGAGCACCAAAGAUGCCAGCCUGCUCUCCAAAGACAGCUUUGUGCACAUCCUGCUAUCCAAACUGGAAGAGACAUUCAGCCAGGUGUCCCUACUCACAGGGGGCUUCGCAGCCUUCUCCUCCUGCUUUCCCGGCCUGUGUGAGAGCAAGCAGGCCACCAUCCUCCCCAUGAGCCUAUCCCAGCCCUGCCUGCCCGUCGCCAACGUGGGCCCCACCCGCAUCCUGCCCCACCUCUAUCUGGGCUCCCAGAGGGACGUCCUCAACAAGGAGCUGAUGGCCCAGAACGGCAUCACCUACGUGCUGAAUGCCAGUAACACCUGUCCCAAGCCAGACUUCAUAAGCGAGAGCCACUUCAUGCGCAUUCCCGUCAAUGACAACUACUGUGAGAAGCUGCUGCCCUGGCUAGACAAAACCAAUGACUUCAUCGACAAAGCCAAGGUGUCAAACUGCCGCGUCAUCGUCCACUGUCUGGCCGGCAUCUCACGCUCGGCCACCAUCGCCAUCGCCUACAUCAUGAAGACCAUGGGCCUGUCAUCGGAUGAUGCCUACAGAUUUGUGAAGGACCGGAGGCCUUCGAUCUCGCCCAACUUUAACUUCCUGGGCCAGCUGCUGGAGUUUGAGAAGGGCCUGAAGGUGCUGAAGGCUCUGACCUGCCACCCCAUGCGGACGCUGACGGAGCGGCAUGAGGAGGAGCAGGAGAUGCGCGAGGUGCUCGGGGAGCAGAGGGAGGCCAGCUCCUCUCUGGACGGCCAAGAGCUCGGCUCUGAACCCAAACUCCCUGUCCCCGGUGCUCUGAAGCAGGGCCUGAACGGCCUGGACCUGUCUGCCGAGCACAUCGCCGACACCAACCGUCUCAAGCGCUCCUUCUCUCUCGACAUCAAGUCCGUGUACGCGCCCGGGCAGUGCCAGCGCCUCUCGCCACCCAAGCUGGCGCUCACGCCCAUCAGCUCGGAGGACGUGCCCAAGCUGUGCAAGCUGGACAGCCCCGGCAGCAGCGGCGGCCAGUGCUCGCCCGUGCCCGACAGCCCAACCGGCUCGGCCGAGUCGCCCAGCGGAGGUGGGCCGGGCGAGGCCCGCGUGCGUCAGCGGAGGAAGGGGAGGCGCAGCAGCAGCAACAGCAGCAGCAGCAGCAGCAGCAGCAGUGGUAGCAGCACCCUUAGCGAGACCUCCACCCCUCCUACACCCCCACACUCCCUCUCCCUCAGCCUGAGCCUCCCGCACCCACUGCUCGGACCCCAUCACCCCUCGGAGUUGGGCGGCGGCGGCAGCACCAGGAGCUCCCUGCUGCUGAACCUGCCCACUGGCGCCAGCCCCAUCUGGACCCAGCACAGGGACACGGUGCAGGCCACCACGCCCAGCACCCCCACCGGCGAGUGCCCAUGGUUCCUGGGGUCCGGCUGCGGUCCCGCGUCGGCGCUCGCCUCCAACUCCUCCUCCUCCUCCUCCUCCUCCUCCUCCUCGGUGGUGUCCUCCUCCACGCUGCGCUUCGGGAGCAGCUCCGCGUACGUGGCGUUCGGCUGCAGCGGGCGCGCGGGCUCCGGCGAGGAGCGGGUGCAGCUGCGGGACAAGCCCCAGGAGGGCAGGGACGCUCGGGGCAGCUGGCACGAGGACUCAUCCGCCACCGCCGCCGCCUCAGCUGGCGGCGGCAGCAGCGUGGUGGACAAGCAGUUCAAGCGCCUCAGCUGCCAGAUGGAGUUCGAGGAGGGCAUCUCGGAGACGCACUCCCGCGAGGAGCUGGGCAAGCUGGGCAAGCAGUCGAGCUUCUCUGGGAGCAUGGAGAUCAUCGAGGUCUCCUGACGCCACAACCUAGGACUGACCUGAAGUGGACAGACAGGAAGACUUCAAUUACCUGGUGGUUACACUAUUACACGGGCCUUUUUCAGGUCAACUUUGAUUGUUGGCUUGGAAGAUUCCUGCCUCUCAGAGACAGAUAGUCAAACAGACAGACAGUUCAGAUAUUAGGGUCUCUGUGUUGGACAGGUUGGACUAUGAGAAAAAGGCUGCAACUGUCACAGAGUGGCAGGCCAAUGCAAUGCAAGCUGGAUUUUAUGGCAAAGGGAAAUUUGCUCUCAUGUGCUCGAUGGACAGUUCGUACUGACAGAGGCAAAAAGAAGGACAUUCAGUUUAUCCUAAUGUUGGACUGCAGUACUUUGAAAGAAAAGUGCCAUACUCCAGCACCAAAGGAAAGCUAUGAACAUACACACACACACACUGACAAACACAGACAGACACAGACAAACACACACACACACACAAGGCGUGCUACUGUACCAUUCGAAAUGAAGGAUGCGCUUUGGGGAGAGCUCAAGCUCCCAGCAUGCCUAAAUUAAUUAACAUGAAGAGAACUGUGGGUAACCACAGGUGAAAACAUAAAAGAUGCUUUUCAAAAAUACAGUUUUGUUUUUCUUUUGACAUACUGUCAAUUUUGUCAGUGUUAACAGCUAUAUGCGCCGCAAAAGUAUUAGUUGUGAUGAUAUCCUGUGUGUUUAUGGUAGGAGAUGUGCCAAUGGCGCACUCUCAACCAAACUACUGUAACUCCUCCUCCAAAUGUACACUGAGCAUGCUCUAAGUGGCUGGCUACCUACAGACAGACAAGCUGUGUACCCACAGCACUAAGCUUUAUAUAUAUUAAAAUAUAUAUAUCCAUACACAUAUACAUGCAUAUGUAAAAAAUCAUACUGCAAUUUUAAUGGACAAAUGUUUUAUCCAUUAUUUUUGUUUUAAUUUAUUUUAUCUGUUUCAUUCUGGCAAUGAGAAAUAAUAUAAUAUUUGUGAACUCAUGUUGUUUAUUUCUUGCAGUUUAACUGUAUUGUAUUUAUAAGAAUGCAAACACUUACAAACAAAACACAAACUUCAAGCAAUACAAAAUGAUUUUUAAAAGUCUCUAUCAGUCUGACAAACCUCCUCUUGUGUGCCAGUCUUUCAUAACCUCCACAUGCAUGCCAUGAUCGAGAACCCCUUGCCUGACUAGAGCUCCCCCUCUGUUGUCUCUACUAUACAAUAUAUACUGGCUAUAGGUAUGCACAUAACGAAGAAUGAACAUCAUAUUUAACAUGAGAAGAGGCAGAGACUGCCUUUUUAUUCUGAACUUGGUUGCAGUGCGGCUUUCGAACCUCAGCAUUGCGCCUGGGAAACACUCCCACUGCCCUGAGAAUCCAGACUAAGCUCCAAACUCACUGUGCUCUAACACCCCCCCACCCCCCCCUCCCGCCAUUUACACACACCAGUGAAGCACACAACACUCAUGGAACGACUGUUUAACACCACCUGUUUCAGGCGCCCAUUUAACACCACCUGUUUCAGGUGCCCAUUUAUCACCACCUGUCCCCGGCGCCCAUACAGUGGAAUAGACCGGAAGUCUAGCAGGGGUGGGUGGGUAGGUGGGGGGGCAUUCUCAGUCUCAGGGGAAACUCCCAGGAUCAAUUGGUUUCAUUGAGCACACGGACACAAUAAAGGCCUCGUAGAUCAUUUCUUUCCUUCCCCCUCUCUCUCUAUUAUUAUUCCCCAAUCUAUCAGUACCCAUUGCGCUCUCACCUGUGUGUUGUGGAGUGGGGAGAGGGCUUUGGCUCGGCACAAAUGUGAACAGGAUAACUCAAUAUGCAGCGCAGAAUCGCAGCUUCCUUUUCUCCUGUUGGCUUUCGCUUGUGAGUAAGCCUCCUGCUGCUGCUGGGUCUACUGUGUUCUUUUCUGUUUUUUAUCCUCAGCCUAUUAAUGUGGAAGAACAAGCAGGCGAUCCUCGUGUUAUUAUUAUUAUUAUUAUUAUUAUUGGUCAUUUUGAUAUUGUAAAUAGCAACAUUAUGGAUACCUUAGGCUGCUUGAUGCAAAAUACCUCAGGUUCUAUUCAAAUGCUUUUUCUUCCCCUUGUACCUGUUUUGUGGAAAUGAAACAAAAUACAAGCAAAACCACA
Alosa alosa (allis shad) is the source of this 4418-nucleotide messenger RNA. Its product is annotated as dual specificity protein phosphatase 8-like. Bases 242 to 2308 code for a protein of 688 amino acids. Gene Ontology annotation, biological process: protein dephosphorylation; negative regulation of MAPK cascade. Gene Ontology annotation, cellular component: cytoplasm. The record is from RefSeq and is a predicted model, not a curated record. The transcript has 7 exons. Lineage: Eukaryota; Metazoa; Chordata; Actinopteri; Clupeiformes; Clupeidae. Gene Ontology annotation, molecular function: MAP kinase tyrosine/serine/threonine phosphatase activity; protein tyrosine/threonine phosphatase activity.